AUGUCUACGGCACACCACUCCGAGGCCACGCCCACCUCGACCCUGCCCCAGGCCCAGGCCCGCGACCCGGCCAACGAAUGUGCCGUUGUCGACGGCGACGAGUACAUUAGCCCGGCCUCGUCCUCGUCCUCGAUCAACGAGGCCGGCCAGCCCCAGCAGAUGCCGCGCCCCAAGCUGGGCAGCCGCAAGUCCAGCGGCACCAUCAUCAUCCCGCGCGACAGCCCCCAGGUCGAGCUGGGCGAGGAAGAGGAGGAGUACGACGAGAACGACGCGAGGACCAUGAGCCCGCGCCGGACCAGCGAGGAGAUUGAGAAGAUCAGCCAGGAAGCCCGGGAGGCCCUGAUCCAGCAAGCCAAGGCUCUCCAAGCGAGCCUCCUGAGCAUCGUUGACCGCGUCGAGUCGGUGCGCUGCGAACACGAAAAGCUCGAGGGGGGAAACCGCUUCCUGCAAUCGUACAUUGGCGAGCUCAUGCAGACAAGCAAACUCACCGCUGCAGGCGCCGCUAAGCCCAAGGGCAAGGGCCGCACCAUCAAAUAA
Molecule: messenger RNA, 537 nt
Organism: Aplosporella prunicola CBS 121167
Lineage: Eukaryota; Fungi; Ascomycota; Dothideomycetes; Botryosphaeriales; Aplosporellaceae
Exons: 3
Coding region: 1-537 (178 amino acids)
Cellular component (GO): trans-Golgi network
Source: RefSeq, a predicted model, not a curated record